UUCGACAGGAGGAGUUUGCUGGGUGAGAAACCAGGAUUUUUUCAGGAAUUAAAACGAACCCUAUGUGUUUGACCAUGUAUAAUAUGUAAAGGGGAAUGGCGAAGUUGUAUAUCUUUUGGAAGCUUCGUUCUGUAUGAAGACUAAAACUUCAAACACCAACCGUGUCUUUCCACCGGAAAAGAUUAACGGAAAACACAAUGAUAAGCUAGCUGGCUAGCGAGCUGGCUCGGUGACUGGCUAGCUGCUACUCGUGGAUAAGAAGAGGAAAACAGUCAAAAAGGAGUCUUGUGCUCAACACGGAAGGGAGAGGAGGUAGCUAUGAUAAGCGCUUCUAAAAGGGAAAAUCCGUCGAUACAAAAAUCGGUUUAACUAGCUGAUGUACCUGAUGUUAUUCAAUUUUUGGCCUAGCUGGCGAGCAAACAGAGUCGGUUCCAAAAUUGGAAACCGGGAUAUCGGUUGGUAUUCUUGUUUUGACUGAAGCUCGAGGGUGGAUACCAAGCUGACGAGCUAGCAAACCAAUCAAUGUAGCUAACGUAGCAAGCUAGCUAUAGUACAGCCAUCACAGGUUAGCUAGUUAGAUGCGCUACAUGUUGCUCACAGUGAACUAGAUAGCUCGCGACAGAUGAUACGUUGCAUGUGGCCCCUUAUAAAAAACUAUACAAGUUGAAUUGCUACAUUGUUAUAGUAAACUGGUUAGUACCCGCUAGCUAGCAACGUAAAGGGGGUGAAAGCUGCAUGUUGUGUUCGGACUAGCUUUCUUGCUAGCCGGCUAAUAUUGUUAAAACUGGCAAGCUGGCUAACAUCGACCAGUUUAGAGCUGGACAGUGCUGUGUUGUCUAUUUUUCAUUCAGAUAACGCUAUCAACUUGCUAAGUUUCGCCGUUGCCAAAUACUCAACUAGCUUAUAAAAUACGUUAGCUUGUCGUAGCAGCCAUAAAUUACUUGUUUACAGGGAGUUUGGUGGGGAUUUAACGUUCACUUGCUACGUCCGUGUUAUCCAUGUAGCUACUAAAUUAAGGUGCAUUUCCUGAAAUAAUUGCUAGGCUGCUUGCAAGUGAAACAUUGCAGCUGGAGAUUAAGCCCAUAUAACCUGCCAUCUCGCAUAGCUAGUGAGUUAAAUCAAUGACAGAGGGCUCUUAAGCAUUUCUAGCUAAAUGGACGAAUAUCAGUACAACCCCUGCAGUAUUGAGGGUAGCUAGCUAGUUUGAUAGCCAGCGCAGUUAACGGUUGAUUCUUGUUGGUAAACUACAGCAUGCAAAUACUGCUACUAGCAAGCCAGAUGGGUAUCUUGUGCUAGCUGACGAUGUAUUUUCAUCUGGCAUUGACAGAAAGUGACGUACCUUGCUAUCAUAUCUCGUUUUGAUAAACAUGUACACGAUUUGUAGUUUUCUUUUCGGUCUGUCUUUCUGUGAUUGUUUUCUCAGGGCUACAAAUCUGCAGAUCGUACAUGCAGUAUAUUGCUAGCUAGUUAAAUUAUGGCUCAUUAAGAAAGGCUUAGAACAGAUGCCAGCUCACCAAGAGUCCAUCAGCUAGCAAACGUUUGGUUGUUGGCAAGAUAGUCCAAGUCCGAAAAGGUAGACUGGCACUAGAAUCCAAACUCAUACCAUUUUCAGAUAGAUCUGCUGUGUUAGGAUAGCCCAUUUAUUCAACUAGCUUUCAAGCAAUAUAUCGUGAAAAGCCAUUGGCAUUGGCUAAGGCCUCAUGUUUUCAUGACAAGUAAUCUCUUAAAGAAUAAAUCGUUCUGAUCAUUACCGUUAACAUUAGUUUGCAAAAUCACACAAUGGCCACAAGUAGUAAAGGAGUUCUGACGUGUAGGUACAGUAUCGACCAUCUGAAGGGUUUAAAAAAUACAAACUGGUUUUAAUUUAUUCAAGUGCUGGAUACAAGCGAAGAAAGAAAACGAAGAGGUUCGUAAUUUUUUGUCCUAGUGAAUGUUUUCCUUUUCUCGUUGGAUCAAAAGUGCCAAAAUACUGCCCAGAAUAUAUAAUAGAAGUUUUGUUUCCAAGAACUGCACAAAAGUGUCGUGCUUGUGAAAAGCACAUGCGACUGUUCUUUCUACUGCAAUCGAAGGAAGCCGAUCCCAAACUGUAAAGUAUCGGCUUCUCGAAGACAUCCUCGCUUUAGACUGCAAAGCUUACCGGUAGCUUUCAAUGGAGCUGCAAUCACUAUAGCGAAGACGGAGCGGGUGUACAGCCGAAAAGUUUGGAACCAGACCGUGGCCGCGGGCAACCGAGGGGCCUUCAGCCCCAGGUUGAGUCGCCUGCUGGAAAGAUGGGUUCUCAGGCUCUUCAGAUACUGCGGCAAGGCGUGUGGGCUUCCCUGACCGGAGGCUGGUACGUCGACCCGCACCAGAGCACGUUCUCCAACUGUUUUCACCUCUACCUCUGGAUAUUCCUACUGGCCUUCCCCUUCCUGCUCUACAUGGCCUUGCCCUCCAGCAUGGUGGUGGCUGGGGUCUACUGCCUGGUGGUGGCGGUGUUCUUCACGGCCAUCAAGGCGGUCAACUUCCGCCUUCAUGCCAUGUUCGACCUGGGGGAGAUCGUGGAGAAGAGGCAGGCCUCCCUGACCGCCGAGGCGCUGAGGGUGGAGGAGGUGGAUGAGGGCGGAGACCUCAGCAGGAACCAGCACAGGGACAGCGGCGGAGGCGUGGAGAUGACGGUGUUUCGAAAGGUGAACUCCACCCCCCCAGUCCGCUGCAGCUCACAGCACUCUCUCUUCGGGCUCAACCAGGUGUCGGAAUUUCUGCCACAGCUCGAAGACACAGGAGGCUCCAAAGAUAUCAAGGACCUGAUGCGGGAGCAGGGCAGCAACAACGUGAUCGUGACUUCGGCCCACCGGGAGAUCCUCCGACACAGCUCCCAGGACACCAUCAGGGGCGCCAGCGUGGUCCAGUCCUGCCUGGCCGCCGCGCUGGCCAAUGACUUCCCCGGGCUGAUGGGGGUGGGCGGGGUGAUGGCGGGGGGCUUCGGGGGCAACGUGCCCGGAGAGUGCCCCUCGGCUCCCCCCUCCCCCUGCAGCCAGGCGGACGAGGGGGAGCGGGCGGACGAGGAGCAGGGGUGCGGGGCGCGGCAGAGGAGCCCCGGGGGGCCGGGGCCCGGGGGCUACUCGCCCCUGGGGCCCUCCGGGGAGUCGGAAAGCCUGGGCGACGCCCCGCUCAGCCCGCUGAUCAAGAGCAGCCUGAGCGAGGAGCUGAGCGAGAACCUGCUGGGCCUGGGGCUCGACCCCGGGGCCCUGGCCCCCGGCUCCGCCCGCCGCGCCCCCGCCACCGCGGCCGGCUCCACCGACAGCUGCUUCAGCGGGGGGGGCGGGGCCACCGACCGCGAGACCCUCAGCACGGUCAGCAGCUACCGCAGCGAGAAGACCGACUCCACCCAGCUGGAGAGCCCCUCCCUCAGUCUGCCCCGCCCCGGCCCGCCCGGGACCGCCCCCUCCCUCCCCCCGGGCCCCGACCCCGGGCCCCCAGGAGCCCCGGAGCCGGCCGGGAGCGACACGGACGACCUGUCGGACAGCGAGCUGCUCCGCUCCCCCUCCAAAGAGCUCUCGGUGGGGCAGGAGCUGGACCGCACCCUGGUGGAGGGGGAGAGCGUCUCCGCCCUCCCCCCUGAGCUCCCUCAGGCCCCGCCCCUCCAGGACUCCUCCCCCUCCAGCAGCGGGCGCUCCGAGGCCUGCGACCUGGAGCGGGCGGCCCCCCUGCCCCCCCUGCCGCCCCCCCGGCAGGCCAGCUCCGUGCCGGCGGGCCUGGGCUGCUCGGACCCCGCCCUGCCCAUCACGCCCCCGCCCUUCCUGCUGUCGGACCCCCCGCAGCUGCACGCGCAGCAGGUGGUGCGGCCCAAAGACCUGAAGCUGCUGCGCCCGGCGGGGGGGGCGGGGCACCGGCCGGGCCGGCGGAAAGCGCCGCGGAAACGGGGCGGGGCGGGCAGCAGCAGCUUCGACUGCGGCUCGUACCGCCGGCACCACGGCCGCGGCCAGCACAGGGACUACAUCCCGGUGCGCAGCCGGCUGGCGGCCAAGGCCUACAGCGAGAGCCUGUUCGAGGACUCGAGCGACGAGGACGACGGCAGCGAGGGGAGCGACCUGAGCGCCGCGUCCAGCCUGGGCUCGCAGCGCCGCUUCAGCUCCGACGACGACGACGACGACGACUCCAGCUCCUCCACCUCCUGCUACUCCCCCGACUCGGCCGGCGCCGGGCAGGCCCCGCCCCCCUCCGCCGCCCCGCCCGCCGACCCCCGGGAGGGGGAGGAGUCGGACCGCGUGGGCCCCGCCCACCCGCGGGGGGCCCAGCGCUCGGCCAGCACGGCCAGCGCCAAGACUCACGCCCGGGUGCUGAGCAUGGACGGGGCCGGGGGGGGCCACGCCAGCGCCGGGACGCUGGCCUCCGCGCCCCUCGCCCUGGCGCCCUCCGCCGCGCCCGCCCCGCGCCCCCUCACCGUCUCCAAGUCGGACCUGGAGGCUCGCACCGCGCACCUGGAGGGCUUCCCCGGGGCCCGGCACCGGCUGGACUCUCAGGGCGGCUCCUGGGCCGGGAACCACACCGGCUGGCGGGCGGGGGAGCUGGUGGAGGAGGGCGCCGUGGGCGGAGAGGAGGUGGGUAAGAGGGACUCGGUCAGCAGUGUAAAGAGGACGCAGGCCAUCCGCAGAAGACACAACGCUGGGAGCAACCCUACCCCCCCUCCCUCCGCCAUGGGCUCCCCACCCAGGUGUGGCUCUGAUUGCUGUGAUGUGGUUGUGUCUCCGUGGCAACGCCUCUCCAGCCUGCAGGACCUCCAGCGCGCCCGCGCCUCCUCCCACUCCCGCGCGCUCACCCUGCCCUCCGCCCUGCAGUUCGCCUCCUCCCUGCUGCUCCCCCGCGGGGGCGUGCACGAGGCGUCCACCUUCGACGACACUUCGGAGGGCGCCGUGCACUACUUCUACGACGAGAGCGGAGUGAAGAGGUCUUACACUUUCGGCCCUGCGGGAGGAGGGUACGAGGACCCCGUUCAGGAGAGGGAGAGGCAGUCCCAGUCCUCCAGCUUCACCUCGGCCGAUGUCCAGGAUGGGGCGCCGGUGCUGUCCAUGCUGCAGCCCAGGCCCGUGGUCCUGCAGGGAAUGCAGGUUCGAAGGGUGCCGCUGGAGAUUCCAGAGUUUGACCUGGACCACGAGUCUGUGCACGAGUCCCAGGAGAACACGCUGAUGAUCGAGGAGAAGGCCAAGCCCAAGCAGUACUACCGCUUCUGGGUGCUGCCGGGGAAGUGGCUGCGGGUGCGCUACGACAGGCUCGCCCUGCUGGCCUUGCUGGACAGGAACCGGCGGGUUGGAGAGAACGUGUUUGCGGUGCUGCUGGCCAGCAUGGUGGCCUUCCUGGGCUUCCUGCUGCUGCUGCAGGGCUUCUUCAGGGACAUCUGGGUCUUCCAGUUCUGCCUGGUCAUCGCCAGCUGCCAGUACUCCCUGCUGAAGAGCGUGCAGCCGGACGCGGCCUCCCCCAUGCAUGGGCAUAACUGGAUCAUAGUGUACAGCCGGCCGGUGUACUUCUGCCUGUGCUGCGGGCUCAUCUGGCUCUCUGACCUGGCAGGGAACUCCAGCAGCCUGCCGCCAUUCACCCUGUACGGCGUCACCUUCUUCUCCUCGCACUUCCUGCUCUGCACCCGGGACGUGCUCAUUGUUUUCACCUUGUGUUUCCCAGUCGUGUUCCUCUUCGGGCUCCUACCUCAGGUCAACACCUUUGUCAUGUGUCUGCUGGAGCAGGUGGACAUGCACAUCUUUGGCGGAACAGCCACGACCAGCCCCCUGUCAUCCUUAUACAGCCUGCUACGCAGUGUGCUGGUGGCUGCCCUGCUGUACGGAUUCUGCCUAGGUGCCAUCAAUGCCCCGUGGGAUGAGCUCCACGUUCCGGUGCUGUUCUCUGUGUUCUGCGGGCUGCUGCUGGCUCUGUCCUACCACCUGAGUCGCCAGAGCAGCGACCCCACCGUCCUCUGGUCUCUCAUUCGCUCACGGUUCUUCCCCGAGCUGGACAGCAGGAGCCCAGAGGAGCCGCCCCUGGAGAUUAAGGACCCCUUGCCGGAAAAGCUGCGCAAUUCUGUGAAAGAGACCCUUCACUCUGACCUGGUCAUGUGCCCCCUGAUGGCGGUCAUCACGUUUGCCAUCAGCGCGAGCACGGUCUUCAUCGCCCUGCAGCCCGCUCUCAGCUUCGUCCUGUACGUGCUGGCGGGGGUGGUGGGCUUCCUCACCCACUACCUGCUGCCCCAGCUCCGCAAGCAGCUGCCCUGGUUCUGCCUGGCCCACCCCGUGCUCCGCUCCCGCGAGUACUGCCAGUUCGAGGUCCGGGACGCAGCCCAGCUGAUGUGGUUUGAGAAGCUCUACGCUUGGCUGCAGUGUGUGGAGAAGUACUUCAUCUACCCCGCGGUCAUCCUCAACUCCCUGACCACCGAGGCCCAGGCAGCCAGCACCGAGAAAAUGGGUCUUUAUAGUCGCUCGCUCUUCAUCUCGCUGGCGGGGAUGAAGCUGCUUCGCUCGUCCUUCUGCACUCCGUCUCAGCAGUACGUCACGCUCUGCUUCACCGCCCUCUUCUUCCACUUCGACUACCCGCGCUUCUCCGAGACCUUCCUCCUCGACUACUACUUCAUGUCCAUCCUCUUCAGCAAGCUGUGGGACCUGCUGUACAAGCUGCGCUUCGUCCUCACCUACAUCGCGCCCUGGCAAAUCACCUGGGGCUCCGCCUUCCACGCCUUCGCCCAGCCCUUCGCCGUGCCCCACUCUGCCAUGCUCUUCAUCCAGGCGGUGUUUUCCGCCCUCUUCUCCACCCCCCUCAACCCCGUGCUGGGCAGCGCCGUCUUCGUUACCUCAUACACCCGACCCGUCAAGUUCUGGGAACGCGACUACAACACUAAGCGGGUGGACCACUCCAACACACGCCUGGCCACUCAGCUGGACCGCAACCCGGGUGCGGACGAUAACAACCUGAACUCCAUCUUCUACGAGCACCUGACGCGCUCGCUGCAGCACAGCCUGUGCGGGGACCUGCUGCUGGGCCGCUGGGGCAACUACAGCACGGGCGACUGCUUCAUCCUGGCCUCCGACUACCUCAACGCCCUGGUGCACAUCAUCGAGAUCGGCAACGGCCUGGUCACCUUCCAGCUGCGCGGCCUGGAGUUCAGGGGGACGUACUGCCAGCAGAGGGAGGUGGAGGCCAUCACGGAGGGGGUGGAGGAGGACGAGGGCUGCUGCUGCUGCGAGCCGGGCCACCUGCCCCACGUGCUGUCCUUCAACGCGGCCUUCGGCCAGCGCUGGCUGGCCUGGGAGGUGGCCGCCACCAAGUACGUGCUGGAGGGCUACAGCAUCAGCGACAACAACGCCGCCUCCAUGCUGCAGGUGUUCGACCUGCGCAAGAUCCUCAUCACCUACUACGUCAAGAGCAUCAUCUAUUACGUGAGCCGCUCGCCCAAGCUGGAGGAGUGGCUGGCCAAUGAGACCAUACAGGAAGCGCUCCGCCCCUGCCAGGCCCCCGCCUACGUGGACAGCGACCCCACCUUCAACCUGAACAUCGACGAAGACUACGACCACCGAGCCGCCGGCAUCACCCCGGGAGCCUUCUGCACCGUCUACCUGGACUGGAUCCAGUACUGCAACAGCCGACGGCAAGCGCCCGUGGAGGGUGAGAGAGAGUCCCCGCUGGUCACGCUGUGUUUUGGGCUCUGCAUCUUGGGCCGCAGGGCUUUGGGGACCGCCUCCCACAGCAUGUCAGCCAGCCUGGAGCCCUUCCUCUACGGCCUGCACGCUCUGUUCAAGGGUGACUUCCGCAUCACCUCCCCGCGGGACGAGUGGGUGUUCGCGGAUAUGGACCUGCUGAACAGAGUGGUGGCCCCUGGGGUGCGCAUGUCCCUCAAACUGCACCAGGACCACUUCACGUCGCCGGACGAGUACGAGGACCCGGUGGUGCUGUACGACGCCAUCACGGCCAACGAGGAGAAGAUGCUGAUCUCGCACGAGGGCGACCCCGUGUGGCGCAGCGCCAUCCUGGCCAACAUGCCCUCGCUGCUGGCGCUGCGCCACGUCAUGGACGACGGCAGCGACGAGUACAAGAUCAUCAUGCUCAACAAGAGGUUCCUCAGCUUCAGGGUCAUCAAGGUGAACAGGGAGUGUGUGCGCGGCCUGUGGGCGGGGCAGCAGCAGGAGCUGGUCUUCCUGCGGAACCGCAACCCGGAGCGCGGAAGCAUCCAGAACGCCAAGCAGGCCCUGCGCAACAUGAUCAACUCCUCGUGCGACCAGCCCAUCGGCUACCCCAUCUACGUGUCCCCCCUCACCACCUCCUACGCCGGGGGCCACGCCCAGCUGCGCUCCGUCUGGGGGGGGCCCGUCAGCCCCCACAACAUCUACACCUGGUUCAUCAGCAGCUGGGACAGGCUACAGAAAGGCUGUGGCGCAGGGUGUAACAGCGGGGGAAACAUCGAGGACUCUGACUGUGGCGGCGGCUCCUCUUCCAUCGCCAACAACCCCACGACGCACCCCCCCCAGGCCCUGCCCACGCACGGGAGCGCCCCCCCGCCUCUCCCUCCGUCCCACCUCCCCACCAUCCAGCCCCCCCUGGGAACUGACAACCCUCUUGGACCAGCCUGGCCUCUCCACCCCCAGCCCCUCCCCCUGGCCCUGCUCAGCCAAUCAGAGGGCAGGCGGGAGGCGGGGCUGGUGACCUCGCUGCAGCGCACCUCGUCCAUUCAGGGGCUGCUGGGCCAGCACCUGUCGGGCUCCCAGCUGUCCUUCAGCGGCUCCGUGGCGCUGCCCGCCGCCGAGCGUUUCUGCGCGGGCGUCGCUCAGGACUGCCCCGGCCCGCCGCCGCCGCAGCGAGGACCCCAGAGGCCCGGCCUGGGCCCCGGGGCCGGGGCCCCGCUCUACGAGGGCCUGUACGGGAAGUGGAGCCUGCCGGGCAGGAAGGGCUUCAACGGGCCGGCGGCGGGGGACGCCGACGCCGCGCUGCAGACCGUGCGCACGCAGCCUCCUGCUCCGGCCCCUCCCCCUGAAGUCUCUCCAGCAGCUGAGCCAAUGGGGACGAUCGUCCCCGGCGAGACCACGCCCCUGACGGCAGGGGAGCCUUCCCCAGCCCGGGAGGAGAGCUCGGAGCUUCCUUUACUGGAGCGCCUGUGCUGAGACCGGUCUGCCACAGCUGCAGCCAAAGCGUAGCGGGGCGGGGCUGGGGCGGGGCGGGGCGGGGCUGGAGCGGGCCCGACCGGACCAGACCGAACCGGGUCAGACCGGAUCAGGACAGAUGGGACCUGGUUGGCCCGUCUGGCUUCCCCGGAGUCAUUCCAGCGUGCUUAAGGUUCCUGUUGAGUGGAGAGUAUCUGAAUCAUGCAAUAUCAAAAGGAAUAACCACCAGUCCCCAUCCAUCACCAGUCUGUACUGUACCUCUGUUAGCCCUGCAGGACUGGAUCCGCCUGAAGACGCACACGCAUUCCUCCCUCUCUCUCUCUCUCUCUCUCUCUCCCCCUCACCCUCUCGCUCUCUCUCCCUCCCUCUCUCUCUCUCUUUCUCUCACACUCUCCCCCCCCGCCCCCAUCUUUUUCUCUCACUCUUUUUAUUUCAUUUAUUUAUUUUUAUUUGCUCAGAAAUGGAAGCCAAGCCCUCUCAGCUGAAGCACAUUUUUGGAUUCUUUUUGUUUUUCCCGCUCAGUAUUUGGACGGCACAGAAAGGGUUUGACUGACAUGUCACUCAGGACUAAAAUGAAGACCCAAGCGCUGAGCUAAGUAAUGGGGGCGGGGCUAGAGCCGAACUCCCCUCCACUCCCUGCUGCACUGAGAUCCUAGGUCUUGCCUCUGGACCCCCCAAACCCCCCGGCCUGCCCCGCCCCGCCCCGCCCAGGCUUGAGAGGGCAUCCAGUGGGGGAGGGGGGGAUCUCCUGUACCCCUCUGGACCCUCUCAGCACUCACGCCCAAUGCCAAGCGAAACAAAGGGAAAACUGAACCGUGCUAGAGCUCAGGGUCACGCCCACACCCUGCACAGGGUAGCUGUUCUGUGCACAGGGGGGCUGUUCGGUGCACAGGGUAGCUGUUCUGUGCACAGGGGGGCUGUUCGGUGCGCAGGGUAGCUGUUCUGUGUGCAGGGUGGCUGUUCUGUGCUCAGGUUGGCUGUUCUGUGCUCAGGGUGGCUGUUCUGUGCUCAGGGUGGCUGUUCUGUGCUCAGGGUGGCUGUUCUGUGCUCAGGGUGGCUGUUCUGUGCUCAGGGUAGCUGUUCUGUGCUCAGGGUGGCUGUUCGGUGCGCAGGGUGACUGCAGUACACGCAGGCAGAGCCUGUUGCGUGUUCACUCAGGCUGUUAUGCGCAGUUCAGCCUAUUGCAUCUGCAGAGCGCCUGUUGCAACAGGGCUGCGCUGAGGAGCUGUAUUACGGUGUGCAGGAAUAUCGGCCCGCGCACUGAUGAGGACGGAGCGUACCGCUAGACCCCCCCCCCAGGGCACACACCUGACCAAUCACAACACAGCAACCUGUCAGGUGAUUAUAAUCAAACCUAAUAAUUCUACCGGUGCUAGAAACCAGAGUCCCUCCACACAUUCCGAAAAAGAAAAGCGGUAAUGGCACUCAUGCACACGCAUAUAUACAUCACCCCCCCGAGACGGCACUUUAAUCAGCGCACACACAAGCCAGCCAGCCGGGGGCGGGGGUGCGCAUCAGGGCUGAGCGGGGCGGAUACAGGGGGGUCUCCCCCAGCCCGCGUGGAACAGGAAGCAUCAGAUGGGGCAUGGGAUUGUUCGGCACGGUGGCGAGCUCGUUACCAUGGAAACACCGCGUUCUUCAAGAUGACCGCCGGCCAUCUCCACACGACUUCACACCUGGACUGAGUUUUUUUUCUUUUUUUUACUUAAUUUUUUUUUUGUUUUCAAAAAUGAGGGAAGCAGGCAUUUUUUUAUGCAGGCAGGGGGAGGGGGGCGUUCCUUUUGCGCUUGUGGGGAGAAGGCGGUUGCUGUUCUGCCCUGCCCUGCCCCGCCCCGCCCCGCCCCCUGCUAAGGAACCUGGUCGGCUUUUAUUUUUACCUGGUCGGCUCUGGACUAUAUCUACAGUGGGUGGGACCUGGAAACCUAAGCUCCGCCCCCAUCCCAGACAGUUCUAGAGAGUGCAAUAGAUCCACAAGCUCCACAGCAAAUACUGCUCUGGAGACAGAAAUGCUUACAGUGUGGCUACUACUACCCCCUCUGCAACUACUAAUAUUACUACAACUACUGUUUCUACUACUCUUACCUCCAGCGUUUUAGUUGGAAGCUUAUUGAAAUAAAGACUGAAAGAAAAUCUAACAUAUUUAUUUGGUUGCUGAUGUCAUGGGGGAUCUGGAGUUUCUGGGCUGCGUAUUAAUAUUAAUGAGAAUGAUGAUGCUGUAAGCAGGUCGAUUUUGCUCUGUUGUCUGGGAUUCGACCGUGUGUCGGGGAGACGUAACUUCAGGCAAUGUUUAACUAAAGGUUUUCUCCCUUUUUUUUUUUUUUUUUUUUGUUUACCGCAAGUGUUGACUAUGGGAAAAGAAACUGAAUUUCAGUGAUUGUGUUUUCCUCCAAGUUGAUAUAACUGGAAAUAGGCCUGAAAUAAGACACCUAAGCCAUUCGAAAUGUAUUGCUUGUGUUUGUGUCAUGCACCACCACGAUCGGCAACAUCGGCACAGAUUUAUUGCCAAUUUCACUGAACCCCCCCCCCCCCCCCACUCACUUUAAACCACAUAUGGGAAAGUGGUGGGGAAUGUCAGUUCUAAAUGGUGGCCUUUGGAGCGGAGUCGUGCGCGGGAGAGCCGGUGAGUGGCCUGUUUAUCGCGGUGUCUGCCGAUGUGCCGUGUGUUCUGUGUCCCGGUGCAGACACGCGCCGUGGUGUUCAGCCCAUGGGUGGCUGUGGUGUGCUCAGCGGACCAGCGUUGAGGACAGCCGCAGAAAGUUCUAGAAAGUGGUUUACAUAGCAGAACAUGGAGACUGAUGGGAUUGGUCGUGAAGAAGCAGGCGCUGUGGCACAGUGGGCCUUAACCCUUUGAAGAUUAGGAAUUUUGGAAUGUUAUUUCAAAAUUCUAAGUCAGUUUCAUAGAACUGCACUGCUUUCAGUUACCAGUAGUGACUGUUACUUCAGAAUUAGAAUGUUCAGGUAAGAAUAUUCUCUCAUCUUAAAGAGGAAAUGAGCGACGCAGGUGUGGUCCUGCUGUGAUUGGCAUUGCCAGCUGGCCAAUGGUACAAUUUGAGUAUAACUGACAGUUUGGGCAACUUGUAGCUUUUGGUCACUGUGUUUUCCCUUUUGAAAUUGGGUGUUUGAAGUGGGUUUUGGGUUAGCUGGGUUCUCGCUGGCCAGAGGUUUGCUGAUGACCUCAGCAGGUUUGUUUCCAAGGUUUCCUGCUCUGCUGUGUUUCUAUUGGAGUUGGGGACAAUGGGAAAAAUAUGUAGGAUUUAAAAAAUGAGCAGUUUUGGCCCUAGGAGUGAUUGUUGUAAUUGUCAUGUUGGCCACAGGGUGGCGCUAAAUGCAGUUAUGCCGAUGAAUCUGUCGGCACACCGCUGCCCACAGGGGGAGACCUCGUCCCAGAGGAAGUGACCAACACGUUCUGCUGCUUUAUCAGUUGACUUCAAGUCAUCCGUUCAUUUGUCCAGAGAGGAGGAGGAGUUCCCUUUUUAAUCUGGGCAAAAAUAGAGUCCCCCAAAAUGAGGAUCCUCGGAAUUGUGCUGGUCUGUGGACCUCUCCCCCUAGUUGUCCCAUUCCCCUCCACAGUAGUUUGAUUCUCGUACCCGUACGGCUGUAUGGACUGACAUGACAACGUUUUUAUGUGAACAAGGAAUUUUUUUAAAGGCUUUUUUUGUUUGUUUGUUUUCCUCCCCAAAGUGACAGAAGUCGUUCUCUUACUGAAAGUAAGCACAAGUUACUGGACAGAUCUUGGUGUCAACUAAAGGGAUGUGUUAUAUCUCUGCCAUUUAUGUACAGCAUGUUGUGUAUAUAAAUACAUAUAAAUAUAUUUUAUUAUUAUGAUUAUUUGAUUUAAUACUUAUUUUUUUGAGGAAGACACUACCUUCGAUUUGAAGGGAACCCCCCUCUCCCCCCUCCUUAGUGCUUUUCACUCCAGUUCUCUGCAGAAUGAUUCCCCAUCCAUAUAGAAUGCACUCUGAAUCACAGUCUGGGAUUAAAUGAUUGAUACCGCUUUUGCACAAACUUUGUAAAUUAGGACACCAUACCAACUUUUUCUUUUUUUUUUUUAAAUUUCAGUUAUUUUGGGGGGGUUUUUUGUUUUAUUUAAAUCUUGUAAUUCAAUAUUCAAAGUUCUGUACAGUUUUUUAUGUGAUUUCUUUUUCCCCUAUUUAAAUUAAAGAUUUUUUGUGUCAUGGUUUGCAAAGCA
Messenger RNA from Anguilla anguilla (European eel), 13305 nucleotides. Its product is annotated as pecanex-like protein 3. NCBI's taxonomy places the organism in Eukaryota, Metazoa, Chordata, Actinopteri, Anguilliformes, Anguillidae. The transcript is spliced from 35 exons. Gene Ontology annotation, cellular component: membrane. The record is from RefSeq and is a predicted model, not a curated record. Bases 2271 to 9116 code for a protein of 2281 amino acids.